This is a messenger RNA of Dermacentor silvarum, 589 nucleotides long. RefSeq lists its product as uncharacterized. Bases 11 to 589 code for a protein of 192 amino acids. The transcript is spliced from 5 exons. Gene Ontology annotation, cellular component: extracellular region. The record is from RefSeq and is a predicted model, not a curated record. Gene Ontology annotation, molecular function: chitin binding. Lineage: Eukaryota; Metazoa; Arthropoda; Arachnida; Ixodida; Ixodidae.
ACCUGCAGCCAUGAACACUGUUACCCUUCUCGUCAUCCUGGCGAUCGCCGGCUCCGUGUGCGCUGCUCCAGCCCCCGGCCAGGAGCAGGACUUUGCCCACAGCGAGUCUCCCCAGUCGGCCUACCUGGGCCUUCCCUCCGGCUCGGAUGACAUCGUCAACCCCAUCGACAUUUCGUUCAGCUGCGCCCACCGGAGCCUUGGCUACUACGCUGACAUCGGAAACGAGUGCAAGAUCUUCCACGUCUGCAACCCCGUUCUCCUGAGCGACGGACAGGUGGCCAUGAUGCAGUACAGCUUCGUUUGCCCCAACACCACCGUGUUCGACCAGCAGACCCUGACCUGCACCAGCCCCCCGGGAACGGCCCCGUGCCAGCAGGCUGAGAACUUCUACUACCUGAACCGCCACGUCGGCCAGGGUGGAGUCGGUGGCGUGCCCGCUGCCUCAGCCCCCCUGCUGCCGCGACCGGCAGUCGUGCCCGAACCCAAGCACGAGGCCCCCGUCGAUCAGAGCCCUGCGUCAGCCGAGCCUGCUAGUGAUGACGACAGCGUUGUGAGGCCAUCGUCCUACUACGGCGGCAAGAGCAGCUAA